Molecule: messenger RNA, 1008 nt
Organism: Trypanosoma cruzi
Lineage: Eukaryota; Euglenozoa; Kinetoplastea; Trypanosomatida; Trypanosomatidae
Exons: 1
Coding region: 1-1008 (335 amino acids)
Source: RefSeq, a predicted model, not a curated record
AUGUCAUGUUGUGUCUGCAUCCUGCACUCCAGCGGUGUCUACUGCAGUCCCGAGCUCCUUUCUCAAGCUGCGUAUGGUGUCUCCGCCAUGUUUCACUCCCUCCAGACGUGCUCGGCGGACUUCAUUCCUUCCGUCGCCGUUCUACGUGCCAACCCGAUAGAGGGGGUGCGGUACGCGUACACGUCAUGCGUCAACGAAGUUCCACACGAUGCGGAAGCUAAGGAUGAAGACAAUGGAGCAGCAGAGCAACUGAAGAAUGAUGCUCUGCGAAAGACUGGACUCACUGCGCGCUUUAGUGGUCGCUCGGUUCUUUGCUUGCAGCAGGCCAUUCUGCGCUGUGGAGACGCAGUAGAUAGCACCAAAAAAGAGAGAAGUGAAAAUGUGGAUGUGUGGCGUUGCCUCACUGGCGCGUUGUUGACUGCGUGCUGUUUCCUCCGUGCACGUGUCGUAGAGAAUGCACCAAGCGAAGCUGCUUCCAUUGGUUUCUCCACUGCCCCUUCGGCGAGGGGAUACUUGAUGGUAUUUAGUGAUGUGCAUGACGCCCCUGCGUUGUCAUUUGCUUCGGAGUGCUCCUUUUCCGCAGCUGCAUUACUGUUGACAAGACUGCAUGCCACCGUACACGCGUUUGGUCCUGCGACACUCUGUAGCGUUGUGGGAAGUCGACUUCAGGCCCUGACGCGCUCUACUGGAGGCUUAUGUGCUUCUCAUUUUGCCCUUUCUCACGUGGGUUACAUGCUGGACGGGGAUGUAGCCGAGAGACUGCCGCAAGAUGAAAAUGUUACAGAUCGUCAGGCGCAAGAACGCCUGGUGGAGCGGUAUGUAGUGCGGCCUGUCAAUUUGCCACAGGGGCCGAGCUCCAUGUUUAACGCUGACGAAUCCAACACCAGCUAUUUGGCAUGGCUUUGUCCCUCUUGCAUGACGGUGAUGGUGCGGCACCCGUGGGAGGACGAGGCGGUGAAGAACUGUCCGUACUGCUCUCUCGCUGACGGCACCGACGGAGAGAGCUAA